Messenger RNA from Tinamus guttatus (white-throated tinamou), 802 nucleotides. The record is from RefSeq and is a predicted model, not a curated record. NCBI's taxonomy places the organism in Eukaryota, Metazoa, Chordata, Aves, Tinamiformes, Tinamidae.
AUGUUUUUACCUGUUUCUGUCUUUCAGUUCUGUCAAGCUCAACAGAAGGAGAUUAUAAUGAACAUGCUGCAUGAGUUGUAUAACUACUUGUCAAUACAAGCCGGUAAUUUUGAGUGUGGAAAUCCUGAGAAUCUAAAAAGCAAAUGCAUUUGGAUUAGUGAAGCAAGGGAUCACGUGAUGAAUGUAACUGCUAGUUCACAUAAGAAGUUUGAGGCUGCCCUGGAAUGGAUACUGAAGAGUAGCAAGGAUUUAGGAAUAAGGCUGAGAGGCAGGGACCCUUCGGAGGCGGUGGAGGCGGUGCAGGAGCUGGUGUGUCUGGAGUCAGCCCACCCGCAGAUGGGGCUGGGCUGCCGGUUCCGCCGCGCCGUGGUCACUGCCAUCAUGAACCUUUUCCUGUUCUUCUGGGGUCUGCUGACUCUUUGGGGGAUCCUCAUCUUCUUUAAGUAUCGCUGGCGGAAGAUGGCAGAAGAGGAACAAGCCAUGUACGAGAUGGUGAAGAAGAUCAUAGCUGUUGUCCAGGACCACUAUAAGGAAUGGGAGCGGAAUAUGGAGCGUUACCCCUACGUGGGCAUCCUGCACGUGCGGGACGGCCUCAUCCCUCCGCAGAGCAGGAAAAAAAUGAAGCGGGUCUGGGACAGAGCUGUGGACUUUCUGGCUUCGAAUGAGUCGAGGAUCCAGACCGAGUCCCACAGGGUAGCAGGAGAGGAUAUGCUGGUGUGGAGAUGGACUCAACCUUCUUACCUCUCGGACUCAGAACACUAAAGAGGAGCAGAGGCCGAGCUGUUGAUGUGGAGCUUUGCAG